AUGGUGAGGGGCCAGGGGAGCCGGGCCCCGCCCCGGGGGUAUUUAAGGCCACUGCCCGGGGGCUGCCCUGGGUCCGGUGCGAUGGCCGAGGAAGCGAUGGCGAGCUACCUCUACACCGCCUACCACCCCUACUCCUACCGCUAUCCACCGCCCAAGGGCAAAGGUGGGGCGGCGGGCGGCUGGCGCCCGCGGGGCAGCAGCAGCUACUACUCGGGCUACGGGGAGGCGGCCGCCGAGUACUUCGACAACUACCAACGGGCGCAGCUGAAGGCCAUCCUGUCCCAGGUCAACCCCAACCUGACGCCGCGGCUCCGCAAGGCCAACACCAAGGAGGUGGGCGUGCAGGUGAACCCGCGGCAGGACGCCUCGGUGCAGUGCUCGCUCGGGCGCCGCACGCUGCUGCGCCGCCCCCCCGGCCCCGCCGCGCCGCGGCCCCGUGAGGCGCAGCGAGAGCAGGAGCUGGGCAGCCCCGCCACCACCAACACCCGCGCCGUGCGCUUCCCCCGCACCAUCGCCGUCUACUCGCCCGUGGCGUCCCGCAGACUCACCGCCUUCCUGGAGGAGCCGAGCCCGGAGCCGGAGCGGCGGCCGCAGCAGGACAAAGCGCCGGCCGUCGAGGAGGAGCCGGCCGCGCUGAGGGAGCAGCGAGCGGCGGAGGCGGCUGCCGUGAGGGCGAGCUGGGAGAAGCCCCCCGAGGUUGGCGCCGAGCCGCUGGAGCAGCGCUCGGCCGCCCCCCCGGAGCCGGCGACGGAGGAAAGCCAGGAGCAGCCGGCAGAGCCUUCAGCCCAGGCAGGGGCAGCAGAGCCGUCAGCCCUGGCAGAGCCUUCAGCCCAGGCAGGGGCGGCAGAGCCGGCAGCCCAGCCGGCAGAACCACCGGCCUCACCCCAGAAGCAGCAGCAGGCGUCGGCGGGCAAGACCCGCCUGCGCUUCCAGUUUCUGGAGCAGAAGUACGGGUACUACCACUGCAAGGCCUGCAACAUCCGCUGGGAGAGCGCCUACGUCUGGUGCGUCCAGGGCACCAACAAGGUCUAUUUCCGUCAGUUCUGCCGGACCUGCCAGAAGUCCUACAACCCGUACCGCGUGGAGGACAUCACCUGCCAGAGCUGCAAGCAGACGCGGUGCACCUGCCCCGUGAAGAUGCGCCACGUGGAUCCCAAGAGGCCCCACCGCCAGGACCUCUGUGGGAGAUGCAAAGGGAAACGCCUCUCCUGUGAUAGCACUUUCAGUUUCAAAUACAUCAUCUGAGUGGGAUGGGGUUCCUUGUUUUUGUUUAGGGCUCUUCAAGAAAACUGCAAGUAGAGCAGAUUUUUUUGUUGUUGUUGUUUUUGAUGGUAUUGUUGAAGGUAAUUGGUGAGAUGUAGCUAGGAAAGCAUGAAAAUAAAAGCAUUGCAAAGCAUACUCAAAUGAUCAGGUGGGUUUGUGCCCAGCUCAGAGGAUGCAUAUUGUAAAUUCUGUAACUUGCAUGGGCAACAAGCCUAGAGGUGUAUUGUAAAUCAGUGAUGGUCUUGGAAGCAACUGACUUAGGAUUUUGUAGACUCUCAGGUGGAAAGGGUUUCUGUUUCUGCUCCUGCUCUUGAACUAAUCAAAUGCCUGAAGUUAACAUAAAAUUGACAUCUGUAGUAGGUAGUAGACCAUCCUUCAUGAUGAACAAAACACCAGUAGUAUUCACUUGUUUUGCACACCUCUAUUCAAUAUAUAAAGUAUCCUGCACCUGUUUUUCAUCACUAGAAAAUGAUUGAGAAAUGCUGCAUAAGUACUGAAUCACUUCUACUGCUACUGGCCUGCAUUUAGCUAAGUUGGUGUUUUUUGUCUGUAAGAGUGGAAGAAAGCUUUUCAGGGAUGGUUCUCACAAAGUGCUGAGGAAUGGAGUCACCGAUGUUAUGGUGAGGUCUCUUGGUAAAUGUAUCAUUCAUCUCACACAAGGUUACAGAGAGACGUGACACUGCAGAGGAGCAAGAUGCAAUAAUACUGCAUCUGCUUGGCUUCCUCUUCAACCUGCAGGUGAAGUGCAAGAGCGAUGCGCUAGGUGGAUUGUA
Messenger RNA from Melozone crissalis (California towhee), 2036 nucleotides. It is a transcript of the gene ZAR1, whose product is annotated as zygote arrest 1. Bases 1 to 1245 code for a protein of 414 amino acids. The record is from RefSeq and is a predicted model, not a curated record. Gene Ontology annotation, biological process: translation. The transcript is spliced from 4 exons. Gene Ontology annotation, molecular function: mRNA base-pairing post-transcriptional repressor activity. Gene Ontology annotation, cellular component: cytoplasm. Lineage: Eukaryota; Metazoa; Chordata; Aves; Passeriformes; Passerellidae.